This is a messenger RNA of Manis javanica (Malayan pangolin), 2111 nucleotides long. RefSeq names its product CD164 molecule like 2 (gene CD164L2). NCBI's taxonomy places the organism in Eukaryota, Metazoa, Chordata, Mammalia, Pholidota, Manidae. The record is from RefSeq and is a predicted model, not a curated record. Gene Ontology annotation, cellular component: cytoplasmic vesicle.
AGGUGCCGCUAAGGAAUCUGAGAAGUGGCUGCAGGAGAGGAAGCAGAGGAGGCUGACAGGGCGGGAGCCAAGGCGGGCGGAAGGCUGUGGAAAGGCCCCGUCGUCCCACUAACAAUGAAACAGUGGCUUGGCCGGAGGGUGUGGUGGUUUGGAGGCAGACGUGGUGGGCUGAGGGGCAGAAGAGAGGAGGUGCAAGGAGUGCGAGGGCUGGGCUGGCAGUGUCUAGGGGGCAGCUAAAGGCCGUUCCCCAGUGGUGGCAUCUGGUUGGGGGGUGCACUUGACAAAAACCGCCUUCGACGAGUCCUGGAAGCAGGAAAGCGAACUCGCUUCGGAUCCAGGUUUUGUCACUAACUCUGUGACCUCGGAUUAGUCACUCACCGUUUCUGAACCCCGGUUGCUGCACUUGUGAAGCAGGAAUAACAACUCGCCCCUAAGCAGUUUUCGUGAGGCUGUGGCUGGGGGCAUCCGGGGACCAGGUCUGUGGCUUGUUCUGGACUCCGCCCCCUUUUGUUCGAACUCCGCCCCAGACCACUGAACCCACCUCACCUAGUGGCGUCCUCUAGCCAGGCCCUAUAGGCCCUCCACCUCCGGAACACCAGGCCCCGCCCGGCGGUGCCAUUGGCCAAGCCCGGCAGUGGCCACACCCACAAGGCCACGCCCCACUCGCCCAGGCUCCCCACACCUCCGUGUAACUGAGUCCAGAAGGGACGCGCGCCCCAGCUCUCCGCCGACCCCCAGGCCCCGGCCCCGCGUCCAUGGCCGCGCAGGGACCCCGCCCCUCAUGGGCUGCGUUCUGUGGCGGCUGCUGCUACCUCCUCCUGUGUGCCCAGCUCGCUGUGGCUGGUAAAGGAGCUCCAGGCUUUGGGCGGGGAGCCCUGCUUCGCAUGAACAUCUGGCCAGCUGUCGGGGGGGCCUGCAAACAGCUGAAGCUCUGUGAACAUUGUGUGGAGGGGGACAAAGCACACAACCUCUCUGGCUGUGUGUGGGAACAGUGUCGGCCAGAAGAGCCAGGAUAUUGUGUGGCCCAAGCUGAGGUGGUCAAGGAAGGUUGUUCUGUCUACAAUCACUCAGAGUCAUGUCCAGCUGCCCACCACCACCCCACCUAUGAACCAAAGACAGUCACAACAGGGAGUCCCCCAGUCCCCGAAGCCCACAGUCCUGGCUUUGAUGGGGCCAGCUUCAUUGGGGGUGUCGUGCUGGUGCUGAGCCUGCAAAUGGUGGCCUUCUUCAUCUUGCGCUUCCUUAAGGCCAAGGAUAGCACCUACCAGACACUGUGAGUACCUGGCCAGCCAGCAGAGUCCCAGCUCACUGCCCCACCCCACUUCUGCCCCUCGGGUCCCCUUUAGUGCCAGUGUACUGUCUUCUCAAAUGGGCAGCCCUAAGGGCAAUGCCUUCCUCCCAGUGCUCCCAUGUGAACCAAACUCCUCCCUCUUCCAGUGGUGGGGUUCUCUCUGCUGGGUGUUGGCCAUGGCAAGACUCAGCCUGGGCCCAGUGUCUGAGAUCCCAGCUGAGCCCACCUGUCUUUGUCCCUCAUGCUGCCAGCAGGGAGGAGAACCAGUAGGUGAUAACCCAGGAGAGCCUUUGCCUGCAGCUCUGUGGCUGUGGCAGAAUCCUGGGCCAUGUGUGCAGUUUGGUUUUCCUCAGAAAAGGGGAGCUUCUCUGAGGCUCCUGUGUGCCGUGUGUGCUGUGGGGUGGGUCACUGCAGCCUCCAUUACAGUGUUUGCUCCUCCAGCCAUGGCCUGCUCUCUGGAGGUGGCGGUCCUCCGCCUGGCGGAGGCAGGGUCAUGGCUCUGUCUGGCCUCUGCAGAAUCUGACCCCCUUCAAGCCUGGGUUACACACUGACAGGGAAGGUGGAUGAAGAGCCUGCCCUCUUGGCCCCCUUAUAGGCACUGGGGGGUGGGAAAAGCUUUGGCCACCAAUUCUGGCCCUUGGGUGCACUGAGCAGGCUCAGUGCCCUAUACCUGACAUCCCUGCCUGUCUUGGGCCUGAUACCUGCAGCUGAGAGCAUCCUUCAGCCACCUCCCAUCUCGUCGUCAUCCCUGUGGGCCAUCUGCUUGGCACUGGCUCCCCCCGGCAACCUGGCCUGGGCACUGCCCACAAAUAAAGGAACU